AGCGGCGGGCGGGCGGGAGGGCGCGGAGAGGAGCGGAGCCGAGAGCCUGAUCCCCGGGGCUGUGGCCGCCUUCCCCUCCGUUUGUCCUGCCGCAGGGUGCCAGAAAAAAAAUAGACGAAAUGAAGCACGUGUUACUGCUCUUCAUAUUUUUCCUACCUAUAUUGGGUCUCACUGAUGGAACAGAAACAGAACAAGAUUUUACUUGGCACUUAAAGAAGGUUCCCCAGAUUGUGAGCGAAAGGACUUUCUCCCUUGAGAGCCCUAAAUUCGAAGCAAAAACCAAAUUAGAGCUGAACAGUGUGUGUGGAAUAGAAUGUCAAAGGAAACUGCCUGUGCCAAGCUUGUCUGACUUGAAAGAUCUUUUAUCAUAUGAGACCAUUUUUGAAAAUGGCACACGGACCCUGACUGAAGUGAAUGUCCUCGGACCAGUGCUCGACUCAGCUGGAAACACAACCACACGGAGGUCUGUGAGGCAGAAGAGGCAGAUAUAUGGGACAGACAGUAGGUUCAGCAUCUAUGACAAGCGCUUUAUGACCAACUUUCCGUUCAACACAGCUGUGAAGAUCUCCACAGGCUGCAGUGGUGUUCUCAUCUCCCCUAAGCAUGUGCUAACAGCUGCCCACUGCCUGCACAAUGGCAAAGAUUAUGUCAAGGGCAGCAAAAGGCUGAGGGUGGGGCUGAUGAAAACAAAAUCCAGAGGAGAUGGCAGGAAACGCAAAGGCGCCAGAAGAAGUAGGAGGGAAGCUUCUGCAGCCGAGGACCAUCCCGAAGUUGCCACUGAAAUAAGGCGCCGAUCCAAAGGUGGUGGGAGAAAGCAGAGGAGAUCUGGGAGAAAGCAGGGGACCUUAGAUGGCAUGCCCUCCUUCCAGUGGACCAGGGUGAAGAGCACUCACAUCCCAAAAGGCUGGUUUAAGGGUGUCUCCGAGGAUAUUGCCCUGGAUUAUGAUUACGCUGUUCUUGAGCUCAAGCGUCCCCACAAAAGGAAACACAUGGAGCUGGGAAUCAGCCCAGCAAUCAAAAUGAUGCCUAGGAGCAUGAUCCACUUCUCAGGUUUUGACAAUGAUCGAUCUGGGCAGCUGGUCUAUAGAUUCUGCAGCAUUUCGGAUGAGUCCAAUGAUCUCCUUUAUCAGUACUGUGAUGCUGAGCCUGGCUCCACCGGGUCUGGUGUCUACCUGCGUCUGAAGGAGCCAAACAAAAAGAAGUGGAAACGCAAGAUCAUCGCUGUCUAUUCAGGCCAUCAGUGGGUGGAUGUCAAUGGGGAACAGCAGGAUUACAAUGUAGCAGUAAGAAUUACCCCUCUCAAAUACGCCCAGAUCUGCUUCUGGAUACAUGGGAAUGAUGGGAAUUGCACACAAGGCUGAAGAGAGCUGAACCUGACUCGCUUAGCACCUCUAGUGUGAAAGGCUGCUGCAGCAGUUACUGGAAGAGCAUCACUCCACACAAGGAUGUUUUUUAACUCAAAGCUCACAAGUAAUGAUAUGGUGACUUGAGGAAUGCUGGAUUGCUGGGGGAUGGGUAGGUGGAAUUGUCAAACAAAAUAUUUAUAAUUGAUAUCAACCCUAGAUAUGCACUUAAAACUCCAAAAUAUUUUUAAAUUUGCAGGUGUGAUAAGUUCAAAUCAUCCACAUUAGAAAAAAAAUGACUACACCUGCUUUUAAUUUUUUUCGAGGGAAGGAUUGAAAUGUCUCUGGCUGGUUUUAUACAAUAUCUAUUUUUCCAAUGGAUUUGCUUUUCUCAGGGUUCUGUUCUAAAUCUUCAAGUGCAAGAUGUGCAUGCAGCACAAUCCCAAAUGCAGCAGCAUGAUCUGGAGAACUGCUUGAGAUCAAGACUUUUUUUUUUACAUACUCCAAAGACCACAGCUUCGUGUUGAGAAGCUGCAGUCUAGUCCUAAUAAUGCAGUCUAGUCCAAAGCAAUAAUGCAUAUUAGUUUGGAAGAUCUACUCCUCUGGUUGCUGCAGGAACACUUGCGUGGAAGCCUCAAAUUUCUGUAGCUGAGGGUUAGACUUUAAAGACAAGAUUCCCUUCAUUGUUUAGUAAAAAGAAAUUAAUGAACACAGAGGUUUCCAUACUUGGAAGAAGAAGAAAUAUCAGGACAAAAUUUAAUGCCUUUAAAAUUUCUUCAAGAAGCCAUAGAAGUCUUAAAACACAUGUAUUUGCAUUCCAGUUAGCAUUUGGAGAGCUGUAAGUUCAGUUUCUAGUUGAACAUUUAGCUUUACCAUGAGGAAGUCUCUGACUUCUGAAGUGGCUUUUUGACAAUCAUUCAAAGCUUCACAGAGGAUUGAACUUUUUGGGUGCUAACCAUUUUUUUGCAGUUUUUAUAAAUUACUUUUAUACAAGUUCAGCUUCAUAGAUAGGAUAGUGUGUGUUAGACUGGCAGUUGGGAAGCAAUAUUUUAGUUUUUCUUUAUAUGGUUUUGCAAAGUGGGUAGUUUUACUAAUGUCAUAUUCAGACUCCACCUCAACAUGAGCUUGUGAGGAUAAACUUAAACACUAAAAGAUUCUCCCAACUAAAUUUUACCACUUUCUGAAUGGUAGAACUAUCCUGGACAUUAUAAGAGAUAUCUUGUUAGGUAGCAGCAGUAGUUAACAAAUAAUUUGGUUCAAUAUGUUUGCUGAACCAUAUAUUUAAUGAAAACACAAAGUGAGCUUGACUUUUACACACCUUCAAACACAAAUCACCUAUUUAAAAAUUGACUUUGAUUGCUGCACAAGUCUCUAUCUUCUAUUUUAUAUCAAGAUUUUGAAGCACACAGGACUGUUAUGGUGCUA
This is a messenger RNA of Calypte anna (Anna's hummingbird), 2768 nucleotides long. It is a transcript of the gene PRSS35, whose product is annotated as serine protease 35. The record is from RefSeq and is a predicted model, not a curated record. Bases 120 to 1361 code for a protein of 413 amino acids. Gene Ontology annotation, biological process: proteolysis. The transcript is spliced from 2 exons. Gene Ontology annotation, molecular function: serine-type endopeptidase activity. Lineage: Eukaryota; Metazoa; Chordata; Aves; Apodiformes; Trochilidae.